Molecule: messenger RNA, 4188 nt
Organism: Colletotrichum truncatum
Lineage: Eukaryota; Fungi; Ascomycota; Sordariomycetes; Glomerellales; Glomerellaceae
Product: peroxisomal biogenesis factor 6
Biological process (GO): protein import into peroxisome matrix
Cellular component (GO): peroxisomal membrane; cytosol
Molecular function (GO): ATP binding; ATP hydrolysis activity
Source: RefSeq, a predicted model, not a curated record
AUGACAACGUCGGAACUUGCACCGCCGUCGCAGGCAAGGAGAAGCAAAAGGACUCGAAGACGUCGGCAGGACAAGCCGUCUAUAUCUGCCAGACUGAUUCUCGAUGAUCAUGAAGUGAGGGGCGACGUGGGUAUUCUCUCAGAGGAUCUGUUUACAGAUCUCUUCCCCCACCUGCGUGAUGUCUUGUCCCGUGAAGAUGGCUCCGAAGAUAUUCAUCAUAUUGCCAUCGCCCCCUGGGAGCCGAAUCCAUCCCCAACCGAAACUGCCUGGACCGUAGUGCCGGUGCUAAAGUCCUCCGCUCUGAAGCCCUCGACCGUGCAGUUCUCGCCCUCAUCCCUAUCGCUGCAGAACUUUGCAACUAUCCUCCAGCAAGUUGCGCCAUCGAAGCUCUCGAGUCACAGCCGCAGUGGCAUCGAAAUCCAGAUCCUCGACGUGGUCGCUCUUUCGUUAGACACGGUGUUUGUAAGCCUUGAGAGCGAGUUAACGAAGCGCUUGGAGCAGGGCGAAGGCACAUUCUUUCGGGACCAUCCGAACCACCUCAAGGGAAAGGGCCUCGUUGCCCCCGAGACCCCUGAGGGUCGUCUUAUAGCCUCCUUGCGCGUGGCCUUGGGUAGCCUGAAGGUGCUUCACUCUGGCGACCUUUUCCCUCUCCCUUUGCCUCCACACCCAGUCACCCACGUCCCACCGAAUCCUGGGAAGAUCAUGCUGUGCGAGCCUGUGAGCCAGGGAAUCUUGUCUGAGAAUACCAAAAUUGUAUUGAUGCGAGGAAGAGUACACACUAAACGUAGUCAUGCCGCCCCCACCAUUCCGCCAAACCGGGGCUUGAAUGGAGUCCCUGAGGAUGACGAAGACGAUACUGCCAAUGACCAGUUUUAUUCGGCGGCCGAGGACCGGUACAAAACCGAUGCCGCAACUACCGAGAUAGACUCUGUCACGGAAACCGAAGAGUCAGAGCUUUCUGGUGUGGACCACGACGAUGAUCUGUCGGACGAUUCCAUGGACGACAUGAUCUCUCUACAAGCACCUACACUCCCUACAACAGCAAGUGGCGUAUCAACUAUGCAGCCAGGGACGCCGAUGACAGUUGGCAGGGGAAGAAAAACCAAUGGAAUCGCAACCCCUGCUUCUGUGUUCUCCAACUUCACUGCAACAACCGCUCGUCCUGACAGGCCGCGGGGCCGUCUUUUCAAGGCUCAAGGGCUGGUUCGGCCGAUUCCAGUGGAUCUCCUUCACCCCAAACCGGCUUCUGAGGACGAUGAUGAAGCUAGGAUAUUUGUGGAUAUAUCGUCAUUGUCUAAGAUUGGUUGCUUUUCGGGAGACUGGGUUCGUGUGGAAGCUGCUGAGGAACCCCCCGCCAAUGGUUUUGGUGCAUUCGGUCUUGGAAGCUUCACAUCGCUUGAGCCAACUGAGUCUAACUGGCGUCCUGUAAGGGUUUAUGGUCUCCCGGAGGCCUACUCACAACGUCCGGUGACAAGGAUACCUAGCGCAAAGCACGGCGAGCGCCGGUUAUCUUUCUUUGAAUCUCAGCUCCAAAAACCAACGAGCCCGGCAGCUUACAUCUCCCCCAUCUUGCUGGAAAACCUCGAUAGUCCCUCUUACUUAAGGCUAUCGCCUAUAAAACGAGGGUCCUACCAAGGCAAAGGAACUCUACCCAAGUUUACGAGCGCCUCACGCCCGCCAUAUGCUCGUGAUAUCACGAUUCAACAUGUCCGGUCACCUGUGACCGCUGAGCGGGUGUAUCAGUCGGCAGUUCUGGGAGGUCUUAAGCGAUACUUUGCGCAGAAGAUCCGUCUUGUGAGGACGGGAGACCUCCUCGCUGUGCCUAUUGAUACACAGUUGGGAAAGGCCCUACAAGAGCAACCAAGCGCUAGUAACGGCUCGGAAGUAGACGACGUGAUGACUCUUACCAAGAAUGGGCCGCCUAGAUUUGACGAAGUGGCCUGGUUCAAAGUGGGUCAUAUCCAGAUACAGAAGGCGGAUGUCGAAGACGAUCAAUCUGAAGAUCUUUGGGGAGGAGUUGCAUGCAUUGACAGUUCCUCAGUUGCGAUGCACGGCUCCGGCUUUGCCACUAAUCGAAUCCCUGCAACCAAAGCCAGUACCUGGCCAUAUUAUCUAGGCGUCAAGAAGAUGCCUACAAAGUCACCAAGUCCUUCUGCUCUGUCACUGCCAGAUCAAGAUCAGCGAUUCGUUUCUCCUCUCAGGCGGCGGCUGAGAGAGUUGCUCGCAGCAGCCACCAGCCCCAGAGCAAUUCACCUCAACAUGCCGCCAGUGGCAAUCCUCCUUACCUCCACUCACCGAAAUAUUGGCAAGGCAAAUGUUGCUUCGGAAGCCUGUUCGGACAUUGGGCUGCAUAUGUAUGCAAUUGAUGCAUAUGAUAUACUCAGUGAGGCUGGAACUAGUGGCAGCGAUGUGAAGACAGAAGGACUUUUGAGGACAAGGGCUGAACGAGCGAUGAGCUGCGGUUCCGAUACCACAGCGCUACUGAUCAGGCAUGUCGAGGCGUUGACAGCCGACCGUAUGGUGACUACCAUGAAGGAGAUUUUGCAGGACACUAGGGUCCUGGUUGCGACAACCAGCGAUGUUGACAAGGUGCCCGAUGGUGUCCGCGGUCUGUUUAGUCACGAGCUUGAGAUGGGUGCUCCUGACGAAGCCGAGCGUGAGGGGAUUUUGAGGACUAUCGUUGAGGAUCGCGGUAUCAACCUCGAUCCCGAAGUCGACCUUAACAGCAUUGCUCUGAAGACUGCUGCUUUAGUAGCCGGUGACCUUGUGGACGUUGUGGACCGAGCGCUAAUUGCACAGCGACUUCGACUGGAGCAAAUAUCCUCGAAAACUGAGUCGACAGGUACAGUCGCUACUGUUCGUGACCUCCAAAUAGCAGGCGGCCCCAUGGCCAGAUGUAUCACCAGGGGCGACUUUGACGUGGCAGUUGAAGCCGCACGGAAGAACUUUGCUGGUGCCAUCGGAGCUCCCAAGAUUCCUAAUGUUACCUGGGACGACGUCGGUGGGCUGAACAACGUCAAGGACGCCGUAACAGAGACAAUUCAACUGCCUCUCGAGCGACCCGAACUUUUCGCAAAGGGCAUGAAGAAGCGUUCCGGCAUUCUUUUCUAUGGACCACCCGGAACUGGAAAGACGCUGCUGGCAAAGGCAAUUGCGACAGAAUACAGCCUCAACUUCUUCAGCGUCAAGGGGCCGGAACUACUCAACAUGUACAUCGGAGAGUCGGAAGCCAACGUCAGACGUGUUUUCCAGCGUGCGAGGGACGCCCGGCCGUGUGUUGUCUUCUUCGACGAGUUGGAUUCUGUUGCGCCGAAGCGUGGAAACCAGGGAGACAGCGGCGGUGUUAUGGACCGUAUUGUAUCACAGCUUCUCGCAGAGCUGGAUGGCAUGUCUGGCGGUGAUGAUACCAGUGGCGGCGUCUUCGUUGUCGGUGCUACGAACCGGCCGGAUCUCUUAGAUCCGGCUCUCCUUCGCCCUGGACGCUUCGAUAAGAUGCUUUAUUUAGGAGUUUCAGAUACUCAUGACAAGCAACUCAAGAUCCUUGAAGCGCUUACGAGGAAGUUCACUCUCCACCCCUCCGUCUCCCUCUCGUCGGUUGCCCAGCAGCUACCCUUCACAUACACGGGUGCCGAUUUCUAUGCUCUGUGCAGUGACGCAAUGCUCAAGGCCGUCACGCGGCAAGCCACCUCCGUCGACGCCAAGAUCCGCGAGAUAAACGCAGACCCUGCCGGCGCCGCUCGUCGGCAAGGCCCCAUCUCCACGGCGUACUUCUUCGACCACCACGCCACACCCGAAGAUAUUGCCGUCAUGGUCACCGAAGAGGACUUCCUGGCGGCUAACCGUGAGUUGGUGCCCAGUGUCAGCGCAGGCGAGUUGGCGCAUUACGAGCAGGUUAGAGCCAUGUUUGAGGGCUCGCCUGAUAAGGAUAAACAGCAACAGAGGCCUUCGGCGAAUGGUUUGAGGGCGGUGUCCGCCUCGUCAGUUGUGUCGAAAGCCAGCUCGAAAGGGAAGGGGAAAGCAGUUGCGGGCGGGAUCAAGGGAAAGGGAAAGGCCGUUGCAACGGGCAGCGAUGAUGAGUACGAAUCCGAGGGAGAGAUGACGGUGGUGAAUGGGAAGGGCAAGGGCAAGGGCAAGGCUGUGGCAGGAUUUCAAGAUGGCACGGCUAGUGAUGAUGAGGGAUUAUACUGA